UUAUCCAAUCAAAACGUUUCAUUUUAUGAUGUCAUUUCCGACGCGAGAUCUUGCACGACGCGACGUCUGUUUGCUAGACUUUUGGUUACGUUGUGGCAUUCACCAAAGUACGAAAUUUCCCAAUCUCACGAUGUCUCAGCGGUACACGGAUAAUGAAGCGUCAUUUAUUUGCGACAACUGUGAUACAGUCAUAGAAGGCAGUGCAGCUGCCCAACAGCAUUAUAGUGUACGUACACUAAACGCGGGAGACAGUGAAGGAGAAAAUUUACAUUACUCAAGCCAAGCUGCAGAUAGUCGAGAACUUCUCAUUGGAGAAGUUUUUUGCCGAGAGCCGUUAUGGAACACAUCACUUCCGUAUGCCAGAAGGGGUUUUAAAGUAACUUCAGAAUUGUGGCAAGAAGUCGAUAUAGCUUUAGGUGUGCAGACUGGGUGGAGUCAGAAAACAUUCAAAUCCUUAAGAGAUUGUUUCGUAAAAUUACUCACAAAGGAAACAAAUUCAAAACGCAGUGGCAGUGCCACAAUGAACAAAACCAAUUGGAAAUAUUUUACGCAGUUGGAAUUCCUCCGUCCCAGUGUAGAAUAUAGAUCGACCAUAAGCAGCCUCUCGAAAAAUAAACGUCCCAAUGCUGAAGUAGAAGCAUCGGAGGCAAGCUGUUCUUCCAAAGAAAAAAGACUUAAGAGUCCCCAACAUACCAAACCUUUAAAAUGAAAUGAGAGCACUCCCAAAACAAGCUGCGACAAAGUUGAUACGAAGAAUAACG
Temnothorax curvispinosus is the source of this 761-nucleotide messenger RNA. RefSeq lists its product as uncharacterized. The record is from RefSeq and is a predicted model, not a curated record. The coding region runs from base 26 to 709 and encodes 227 amino acids. The transcript has 5 exons. Gene Ontology annotation, cellular component: transcription regulator complex; nucleus. NCBI's taxonomy places the organism in Eukaryota, Metazoa, Arthropoda, Insecta, Hymenoptera, Formicidae. Gene Ontology annotation, biological process: regulation of transcription by RNA polymerase II.